AGUUGGUGCUGCUUGCAUGGUGUAGGCUUAGGAGUGGAGGAGGAGGAACAACCACCACCACCACCGCUGAAGCCAAUUCACUCUCUUGGGAGACCCAUGGGCAGAAUCCGUUUAAAUGCUUUUUAAGAGAUCUCGGAUCCCCAGCAGCACCUGUGGCUCGGGGAGUUGCAAAAGCUCUGAAUUCCCCGGAGAGCCCCCCUGGUAGCACACCUAGCCCCCCAAGAAGGAGGCUUUGGAACUUGUGUGUUGCAUACUUAGAAACUACUUCCUACUGAAGGAGGCUUUAGAACUAGCAAUUCUCCUAGAUCUGGAGGAUGAGUGGGUAUUUGGAUGAAUCAGACUUUAUGAUGGUGGAGGAAGGCUUCACCACCAGAGACCUCCUUGAGAACCUCCUCAUGGAGGCCUCCCAGACGGGCAACAAAGGGGCCUUUUUUGUGGCAGACCUGGGGGAUGUAGUGAAGAAACACCUGCGCUUCUUGAAGGCCUUGCCCCACGUCAAACCUUUCUACGCCGUUAAGUGCAACAGCAGCAGAGGAGUGGUGCGGACGCUGGCUGCGCUGGGGGCAGGAUUUGACUGUGCUAGCAAGACGGAGAUUGCAUUAGUUCAGAGCAUCGGGGUCCCACCUGACAAGAUUAUCUACACCAACCCCUGCAAACAGAUCGCGCAGAUCAAAUACGCAGCCAGCCACGGGGUCCAGCUGAUGGCUUUCGACAAUGAAGUGGAGCUCGGGAAAGUGGCAAGGAGCCAUCCACAUGCCAGGAUGGUUCUGUGCAUCGCCACCGACAACCCCAGAUCCUCUGCCCGUCUGAGUGUGAAGUUUGGUGCCACCCUUAAGUCCUGCAGACACCUACUAGAAACUGCAAAGGAGAUGAAUGUGGAGAUCGUUGGCAUCAGUUUUCAUGUUGGCAGCGGCUGCCUCGACCUGCAAGCCUUCCCUCGGUCCAUAGCAGAUGCUCGGCUGGUGUUUGAAAUGGGUGCAGAGCUGGGCUACAAGAUGCACUUAUUAGACAUUGGAGGUGGAUUCCCUGGCACUGAAAACUCUAAAGUCCGGUUUGAAGAGGUAUAA
Molecule: messenger RNA, 1067 nt
Organism: Trachemys scripta elegans
Lineage: Eukaryota; Metazoa; Chordata; Testudines; Emydidae
Gene: AZIN2
Product: antizyme inhibitor 2
Exons: 7
Coding region: 315-1067 (250 amino acids)
Cellular component (GO): cytoplasm
Molecular function (GO): catalytic activity
Source: RefSeq, a predicted model, not a curated record